CUCGCGCCGCGUGCGCAGUCUUGAGUCCGCUCGCGAUCGCACCGCCCGUGUUCGGAGCAGUUCAUAAAACCUUCGUGUUUGUGACGAAAACUAGUAAAAUGUUGGUUAAUAUUACAUUAAGCAGUUCCAUGUUAAGUGAGUAGUGGUCAUAAUGCCAGAGUGGACGGAUCAAUUCACCUUCACCAUACCCAUCAUAAGCUACACCAUGGAGCCCGAAGAACAUUCGGAGAACGAGAGGCCACAGUCGCUAACGAAGAAGAUGUCUCUACUGACCCCCGUGAAAAUAGAGGCUCCUGAUACUUGUAGGAGGAUGUCGGAACCGACUAGGUAUUACAUACCUCCGCAGUGUAACAACAGACUCUCUCCUAGAAGCGCUAGGAAACGUGAUUCUAAAAGGAAUUCUAAGACUGAUGGUUCUCCAAGUAAAGAUAGUCUAGGCCCUAAGCCUUGUAAUUGUGAGGACUGCAGAGCGUCUAGUCCAUUGCCUCCUGAAUAUGGGCCCCAAUCCAUGUCCCCUGGGUACGACCAGAUGAAGAGCUCGCUGUUGGAAGUACCUUGGAAUGAAGAUUUCACGGAGGCGUCAAGCGAUGAUCUCAGCUCUGAGUGGGAUUCAGAUGUUCCUGAACCGCCGCGGCCCGUUCAAAAGCAAUCCGAAAGAUGGCGCAAGCUUCGCAACAUCGUGCAGUGGACGCCGUUCUUCCAGACGUACAAGAAGCAGAGGUACCCAUGGAUCCAGCUGGCUGGUCACCAAGGGAACUUCAAGGCUGGGCCAGACCAAGGAACGAUACUUAAGAAACUGUGUCCCCAAGAGGAGACCUGUUUUAAAUUGCUGAUGAAGGACGUAUUGAGACCGUUCGUGCCCGAAUACAAGGGUCAAGUGACCAGCGAAGAUGGAGAAUUAUAUUUACAAUUGCAAGACUUACUGAGCAACUUCGAUAGCCCUUGCGUCAUGGACUGCAAAAUCGGAGUCAGAACAUAUCUAGAAGAAGAACUCGCCAAGGCAAAAGAGAAGACUAAGCUAAGAAAAGAUAUGUACGAAAAAAUGAUACAAAUAGACCCAAAAGCUCCAACAGAAGAGGAACACAGAAGUAAGGGCGUUACAAAGCCACGUUAUAUGAUAUGGAGAGAGACAAUCAGUUCUACAGCAACCCUUGGCUUUCGGAUAGAAGGAGUCAAGAAAGCUGAUGGAACGAGUUCUAAAGACUUCAAAACUACUAAAACUAGAGAACAGAUAGUGGAAUCCUUCAAGGAAUUUACCAACAACUUCCCCAAUUCAGUGCCCAAAUACUUGGAGAGAUUGCGGAAUAUUCGCGUUACGCUCCAAGAAUCGCAUUUCUUCAGAACGCACGAGCUCAUCGGGAGCUCUCUACUUUUCGUCCACGACAAGAGACGCGCUUCUAUCUGGAUGAUAGACUUCGCCAAGACUGUCUCCGUUCCCGAAUCCGUCAAUAUCGACCACAACACUGUCUGGAAAGUCGGAAACCACGAAGAUGGCUACUUAAUUGGCAUCGACAACCUUAUAUCAAUAUUCGAGACCAUUACAAAAGAAACUACCAUAGACCAAUCCUAUUCAAACCUCAGCUUAGACUUAGAUAAAAACUUAAGACAGGAUCGGCUCGCGACUUGAUUUUGAACAAUGAUUCUCUUAGGAGAUGUGACUUAUGUACACGCUUUGUGUUCUCCGUACUAAAUGUACGGACGUGACUCGAUGUAGAUCGCUCUAUGUCCAAAGUUCGCGACGAUGUAACAUCAUUUAAUAUUGAUUUUGUUAUUGUAAAUAGCUUUAGUUUUAAAGGAAAAAACCGUUCUGUAUUAAUAUUAAGUUGUUUGAAAUACUCAAUUUAGUAUGUAGGAUAAAAUCACCACCAAUAGUUUUAUAAUGUUAUUCGACUUGUUUAUAUUAAUCCUUACCGAUUCAUUUAAGUUUAAACCUCGACUGCCUUCAUAUAACCUUAAAAUACUAUUACUGUAAAUUUAAAAAUGUGUCGAACCAAAUAAUUUGAAAUUAUCAUUACUUACGUUUAUUGAAUAGUUAUGGAAUUAUUAAUUUGGUUAUUGUGAAUCAAUGUUAAAUGUGUUCCAAUUUAUUAUUACGUUUGUUAGAUUCAAAUUCGUUACAUUAUUUAUUUUUUCUUUAAGUACCUACACUAUAUUAGUGUAAAUAUGGAUACGUACAUUUUAGUUUUGGUAUCAAAUACAUGUUAAGACUAAUCACAUAAUGGUGGUACUAAUUAAAUUAUAUCACGUAUCUCACGUUUUUUAUUUUGAUUCCAACCAAGUCAAAUUAGAUUAAAAGCUCAGCUACCAGUGCCAAUUAUAAUUUCAUAUUGUUAUGACUGGUGGUAAAAAAAAAAUAAAAAAAAAACUAAUUUUCAAAAUGAAAAAUAAGUCACCCUCGGCGCCGCCGUCAGGAAUGGUGACCAAAAGGCUGGCAGCUAUCUUGGUCAACGGAUCAGUCUUGCCAUUCAACGUGGCAAUGCUGCCAGCCUAUUGGGCACCAUUCCUGACGACGGCGCCGGGGGUGACUUAUUUUUCAUUUUGUAAAUUAGAUAUUAUUUUUAAGUAGGUUAAGGUGAUCUGUUUUUAAAUUUUAUACAUUAGGUAGUUUUUAAGUAGGUAUUAUUUAUUUUAUAUCGAAUUCUUCAAUAACUCAGCGUUGCUGAAUCUGCAAAUAAAAUACCUUUAAACUAAAUUUAUCAAUCGUAUGAAUUCGAGCUUCUUCUAAAUAAAAGCUUAAUAGGCCUUUCUGCAAUGCCAUGAAGACUUAGUUGUUUUUAGGAGUAGAGUGGAUAUACAUGAACAUCAGAAGCUAGAUCAAUUCAUGCAAGUUCUCGUAUAAUUCUCCAUCAUCUUAAAUACGGGGCUUUCCUAGAGAAUAUGGUUCAUUAAAUUUUUCGUGGUAAUCUUGGGGAGUUACGUCGCAAAGUUCGGAGUUAGGUAGCAAAGAUAUCCUUAAGAUUGCGGAGUGAAUUUCCUUGUGAUUAAAUUUCGACCUGAGCAAUGAUUUAUUAAUUAUGAAUUUAGUAAAUGAACCUUACGGGUCAUGAGACGUACUUAAUAAAAUUUACUAUAUCCG
Chilo suppressalis (striped riceborer) is the source of this 3076-nucleotide messenger RNA. NCBI's taxonomy places the organism in Eukaryota, Metazoa, Arthropoda, Insecta, Lepidoptera, Crambidae. The record is from the annotation of a GenBank genome assembly.